Messenger RNA from Ambispora gerdemannii, 924 nucleotides. The record is from the annotation of a GenBank genome assembly. Lineage: Eukaryota; Fungi; Glomeromycota; Glomeromycetes; Archaeosporales; Ambisporaceae.
AUGGCUAAAAAUUCACAAAACUCACGAAAAAUUAAUUUUUCAUGUGCAGUAAAGAAGCCACCGUUUCCCCCUCAAUUGACUGUUGACGAAUUAAUGGCGAAUGCACUUGAAAAACUACGAAAAAAUAAAAUUUCUAAAACGCCAAAUGCUUUCUUGGCGUAUAGAAUGGCUUUCCAAAAACAGUUUUAUGACGCGAAAAAUAAUCCAACAAUGCGAGACCUCUCGCUUAUGGCCACAAAAUUCUGGCUUCGAGAGCCUGAGCAUGUAAAAGCAAGAUAUUAUCAAUUAAUAAUAGAAGCGAAAACGAAAUUUGAAAAAAUUUGCACUGAAAAUCUUCCAUUACAAGUCGUAGAAUAUCGACCUUGCCUUGAUUUACCUUCUUCUCAAAUAGUCUACCAACAACACCAAAACACAUCACCAGACAAGUUCUCAAACUCUUAUGAAUACAAUAAUGAAUUUUCAUUUGAUCGAGAUCCAACGAUUUUAAGUCAAGAUGAUCUCGAGAGACAAAAUCUCUUUUCACGCGUGCCUCAAUUACGAACUUCAACAUUUAAUCCCAGUCAAAAUUUUUGGUCCCUUGAAUUAUUAACGACUACAACAACAAACAUAAUUAAUCCCAUUUCUCCUAUUAUUGAUUCUCAACAGCGGAACACGGUCGAACAAGGGUCACCAAUUGUCUCACAACAACCUAAUUUGAUUGUUCAUCAAUCGGAAGGUAUAGAAAAACAUACCAAUUUACUUAACUCGGUUCAAAAUCCUAUUGUUGACUCAGAAGUAUUAGCAAAAAAAGUAGCACAACUUGAAAAUCAAGUUGCAAGUUUACUCGAAACUUUGCAAUAUCAAUUUGACAAUUUUUGCGCCUUACAAAUGAAUAAUCCAACUCAACCAGCAGAUAAUAACAACUCUUUCCCAGUCCAAUGGUAA